Messenger RNA from Colossoma macropomum (tambaqui), 773 nucleotides. It is a transcript of the gene trappc2, whose product is annotated as trafficking protein particle complex 2. The record is from RefSeq and is a predicted model, not a curated record. NCBI's taxonomy places the organism in Eukaryota, Metazoa, Chordata, Actinopteri, Characiformes, Serrasalmidae. Gene Ontology annotation, biological process: endoplasmic reticulum to Golgi vesicle-mediated transport. Gene Ontology annotation, cellular component: TRAPP complex; nucleus; cytoplasm. The coding region runs from base 249 to 671 and encodes 140 amino acids. The transcript has 5 exons.
GAACUCGCCCAAUCCUGCUCUCCCAUUGGCUCCGUCGGCCACAUGACCACACUGGCUCCGACGGAGACACAGACAAAUUAAAAACAUUCAAAAUAAGAAUAUUAAUUAACAAAAACAGUUAAUUAUUCCCGCACAGAUUAACGCUGCAGCCUCGUUCUUCUGGAUGUGAGAGCAGUGGAGCGAGGUUCUCCUUUAAAGCGGAUUCAGCGGAGCUUCGGUUCGUAAAGCGUGAUUACGGACGAUAGACGAUGUCGGGCAGUUUCUACUUCGUCAUGGUGGGUCAUCAUGACAACCCUGUGUUUGAGAUGGAGUUCCUUCCAGCUGGGAAAGCAGAAUCGAAGGAUGACCACCGACAUCUGAACCAGUUCAUUGCUCAUGCAGCGCUUGACCUGGUAGAUGAGAACAUGUGGCUGUCCAACAGCAUGUACCUGAAGACUGUGGACAAGUUUAACGAGUGGUUCGUCUCUGCGUUCGUCACUGCAGGUCAUAUGAGGUUCAUCAUGCUUCACGACGUGCGGCAGGAGGACGGAAUCAAAAACUUCUUCAAUGAUGUUUACGAUUUAUACAUCAAGUUCGCUAUGAACCCUUUCUACGAGGUAAACACGCCCAUCCGCUCCACGGCCUUUGACAGGAAAGUGCAGUUUCUGGGGAAGAAACACCUCCUGAGCUGAUUCCCGACCGACGUCUGUGGUUUUCUGACUUAUCGAUUGUUUUUGCGUUAUAAAUGUCAGAUGUACAAAUUUGAUUUCACAUUAAAUGUUUAUGCACCCUGA